AUGGACAUCGACCGACUCGUCGCGGUGCUGGACGCCCUCGGAGCGGCCGUUGAUGCGAUCGAGGUGUGCAUAAGCACAUGGGAGCGCGAGCUGCGCGACGAGAACACACUGACGGAAGCGCAGCUGCUCGAGGCGAUCACGGCUCGGUAUGCACGCGCCCGCGACGAGGCCAAGGCCAACGUCUAUGCUUCGUUCGGGUGCUCGGCGAGCGAGGUGGAUGGCGCAAUCGCUGCUUUUGGCGCCAACAGCAAAGUCAUGGCUCGUCUCAACCGUCUGCGCGCCACGACCCACCCCGAGGACGAGAUGCCCCCGGCACUGACCAAGGCGCAAGUUCUGGCCAUCGUCGCCGAGACCCUCGACACGUUCGCCGCGGCGAUGGAAGAAGCAACGAGCGAUGCCAAGAAGCUCGGCAAAGCCGACUCCGCAGAGGACGAGCGCGCGUGGACAAAGGCCAUCCACGCGCGUGCCAACCACAAGCUGGCCAAGAGCGUUGCCGACGGCGCUCUCUUAUUGGCUGCAAUUCGCGCGUACAGCGUCGACGCGGCCUUUGUGGAGCAGCUGCAGGCGCUGCAGGCCGCGCACCAUGCAAGGUUUGCCAACGAAGUUGGUUGGCUGGAACGUUCCGGCGCCGCGUAUGCGUUCUGA
Molecule: messenger RNA, 645 nt
Organism: Saprolegnia parasitica CBS 223.65
Lineage: Eukaryota; Oomycota; Saprolegniomycetes; Saprolegniales; Saprolegniaceae
Exons: 5
Coding region: 1-645 (214 amino acids)
Source: RefSeq, a predicted model, not a curated record